GCCCUACCCCCGCGCGCCCCGGCACCCUUCUCCUCCCGGAGGAGCAUUGUACUCACAUCCGGGGCUGGGUUUUGCCUUCAUGUGAAACGUAAUUAACCCGGAAAAUACAACCCGGAGACAGGAGCUAGGGAGAGGGCAAGGUGCGGGGGGACAGGGGCCGAGCUCGAGGACUGAGGGGCAAAAAGUCCCCACGCGUGACGCGGCCUACCGAUGUGACACGCACCGCCUGCCGAGCCUGGCGCUGCACGCGGGCGGCGGAACUUCUCCGCGUCCAGGCGCUGGGGCCCGGCCGGUGACGACUGCCGGGCUGCGGGAGAGAGCGCGGCGAGCACGUCCCAGGGUGAUGUGAGCAGAGCCCAGGAAUGCCUUAUGUGGAUCGGCAGAACCGCAUCUGUGGGUUUCUGGACAUCGAGGAGAAUGAGCACAGCGGCAAGUUUCUGCGGAGGUACUUUAUUCUGGACACUCAGGCCAAUUGCCUGCUCUGGUACAUGGACAACCCCCAGAACCUGGCAGUGGGGGCUGGAGCUGUUGGAUCUUUGCAGCUGACCUACAUCUCAAAGGUGAGCGUCGCUACCCCAAAGCAGAAACCAAAAACUCCAUUUUGCUUUGUUAUCAAUGCCCUGUCACAGAGAUACUUUCUUCAAGCCAAUGACCAGAAGGACCUGAAGGACUGGGUGGAAGCCCUGAACCAUGCCAGCAAGAUCACUGUACCCAAACCUGGAAGCCUACCCCUGACUACGGAAGUUCUCAAAAGCCUAUCAGUCCCUCCAGCCCUAGAGAAGAAGCCACAGGUGGCCUACAAGACAGAAAUCAUCGGAGGAGUGGUGGUGCACACACCCAUCAGCCAGAAUGGUGGGGAUGGUCAGGAAGGGAGUGAGCUGGGGUCCCAUGCCAUCCUGCGAAGGUCACAGAGUUACAUCCCCACAUCAGGCUGCCGCACUUCCACUGGCCCCCCCCUCAUCAAGAGUGGCUACUGUGUGAAGCAGGGGAAUGUGCGCAAGAGUUGGAAACGUCGAUUCUUUGCACUCGAUGACUUUACCAUUUGCUACUUCAAGUGUGAGCAGGACCGAGAACCACUGCGCACUAUAUUUCUCAAGGAUGUCCUCAAGACCCAUGAGUGUCUGGUCAAGUCUGGUGAUCUCUUAAUGAGGGACAACCUGUUUGAAAUAAUAACCAGCUCCAGGACCUUCUAUGUGCAGGCGGACAGUCCAGAGGACAUGCACAGCUGGAUUAAGGAGAUUGGGGCAGCAGUCCAGGCCCUCAAGUGCCACCCCAGAGAAGCAUCUUUUUCUAGAUCCAUUUCUUUGACUCGACCUGGAAGCUCCAGCCUCACAGGUGGGCCUAACUCUGUCUUGUGCCGAGGGCGGCCUCCUGCAGAAGACAAGAAAGCCCUCUGCAAAGCCCCCUCAAUGGCCUGUUCCUGGCAACCUUGGACACCUGUCCCCCAGACUGGAGAAAAGCUGCUGCCAGCAGAAGAGACUCCAGAGGACUGUCUGUUCCUGCCCCGACUGGCAGAGAGCAGCAUUGCUGGGGUGUUGCCAAGCUCCCGGAUAAGGCAUAGAUCAGAGCCCCAGCACACCAAGGAGAAGCCGUUUCUGUUUGACCUUGACGAUGAAAGCAUACGGACCUCUGAUGUGUGAUGAGGCGCAGUGCAUGGGAGGGGAGGGAGGGAGAGCUGGACAGAAGGUGGCCAAGAUUCAUUUUCUCUGCCUUGUUGCAGGUCAGAGGCCCUUGUGGCACUCAUAUUCCUGUGGAUGUCCUAUGGGAGGGUUCAUGCAGCUGGCUUUUUUGAUAUUAUCAAUGCAGUGUAUUUAAUUUGGGAAAAUUACUAGGUUUGACCUGUAGCAUAUACUCAGCAGACACUAUGUUGCCUCUUGUGGGACUUUUCCAAGGUCUUUCUGGUGGGGGAUUGAUUUAGCAUCUCCUCUCUGGAAGUGGUAUGGAGUCCAGUUACCCCACUAGCCAAGUUCUGGUUUUUUUGUCCUUGUUUUAGCUUUUUCCUUUUGUUUCAAUCCAGGCAUGGGAUCUUAGGCCAGUCACCUGGUUUUAUCCUAUUCUUGUUACGUGGCUUGUGAAGUAAGAGGGUGGCAGCUAAAUCAGGUGAAAGGAGUUGGGGUAGAGAAGAUACAGGCUCUAGCUGGACUGGGGUCCACUCCAGGAGGUGAUUGAAUCUGGGGGUGCUGGAGGGCAGAUCCCCCAGGGGGCUUCCAGGGAAAGAGAUGGGUGUCUCGUGUGAGGUCUGAGGAAUAGUUCAGUGCCGGUGCAUCAGCUGGUUUGGGAAAUUACUGUUUCUUUUUGGUGAUCUGUAACCUCCCAGUGCUGUAGAUGUAGGUGACAGACCAUCAGUCCAGUGACUUUGUCCUUCCCCAGAGUGGGCUUAUCAGUGUUAAGUGCUAUGACUGUUGAGAACAGAACAGACAUUUCCUUGAUAUGGUGUUGGUUAUUUGAAAUGUGUGGAGGGCUGGUGUGUGAUAAUUCAUGUGUGUGACAGAUUGAUCUCUAUCUCAGAGUUUUAGAAUAGUUUUAAAGGAGGUGUUAAGAUGAGAUGGAUGAUAGUUGUCCUGCUAAGCUUUUUGAAUCCAUGUUUUCCAGACAAAAAAAGUUCUAGUCUCCUUGAAUGAACCAUUUGUCUGAUAUUAAGUGCUUUAGAGCAUAUACCCUGAAGAUUUGCUUUCUUUUUAUCCUUUGUGUUGCUCGUUGAAUGCAGCUGUGUGUGCUUGCAUGAUCAAAUCCUGUGCUGAGAAGUGGGGAGAUACAAAGAUAAUCCUGUGAUAUUUAUAUUCUUUAGUGGAAUAGAGACUGGGCAUAAAAACAUUGAUUUAAAGGUUUUGACUUGCUAGUGAGAGAUUUCUCAAGUAGAAGAGCAUAGUAGAUUGCUCCCAUAUAUGGGUUUUUCUACUCAUAUUCUAGGGUUAACCUUCUCCCUUGGACAAGACACAAUUUCCAGGGCCCUUGGGAGCAUUUAUCUACCCAGCUUCUACAGUAACUUGCUGUCAGAAACUUUGGGGGAUUCCCAAAGGGAGAGAGUACUUAGCUCAUUGCUAUCUGUAAUUUUUACUUGUUAGAUCAAUUAACUAUAUUUUAAAUUAAAAAUUAAUGACUAGAGGAAGAAACUAAGAGAAGCAUUUGUUUGUGGGUAAAUCCCUACUCCUCCUUGUGUCCACAUCUGGUAUAGAAGUGAAAACUCCAUGAAAGGGUCAUUCGUGUUUGGAGGAAAGGAUGUUUGUCCUGGGCUACGUGGCCUUUGAAGUGUGGGUCACACGCAGCUUUUUCUGCCUUCGCUGCACUGGAGCGUUCCUUCACUUCAGUUUGUCCUGUAGUCCUGAUCUAGAAAAGAAAAUCUAUGAAGUCUCUCCCCUCCUCUCCACUUUCCCUUUCUUUUACAAAUGAAACUCUUGUAUACUUUUGUCCUCAGAAAUUCUUAGUUUGAGAAUUAUUUAUUUAUGAAUGUUUAAGGUUAUAACCUACUUUUAAAAUAACCUGAUUUUUAAGAAGCCAUUCCAAAUUCCUGAAGCCUUUUGUUUCGGGUUGCACCUUCCUAUUUUGCUUUCCCCUGCCCCCAGAACUUCUUGAGCUGGUCAACAGAAGUGGCCAUGAAAUGUGUAUGUAAUGAAAAUAAACCAGAAACUUUGGAAGGCUCUUUAAACAUUCCCUGACUCAUGGAAAUGAUGUCAUCUUUUCGUGUUUAAAUUGUGAAAAUCUCUCUCUUUCUCUCCCAAAUACACUCUGCAAUACUACUGCUAAUUAAUUGGUGAUUAUGGUUAGCUGAUAGGUUUCUUAUUCAGUAAGGUCUAUUUUAAGAGUAUUUUAAAUUAAACAUAAUCCAGCUUGGAUUAGUGAAGGGGAAACAAGGACUCUAAGAAGCAAAUACUUGGACAUCCCAAGGUGGAACACAGUUAAUUUCAUUCUAAUAUCAGAAAAAUAUGUUUAUCUACUUUGAAGCCUAAAAACAUUUACAUUCCUAAUCUUAUUUCAGAAUUUCUUUUUCUGUCCAUAUUUCUUAACCUUCUGACCAGUUUUAAACCACUGUCUUUUAAUGUGAGCCAAAGACGGUGAAUAGGUAAUUGAAGCAUUUGCUUUUAAUUAUAUGAAAUGGAACAAAAUGGAAAAAAAUAAGAAAAUAAGGUAUGGAUUCAGGACAGGUGAGUGGUUAAGCACAUGGGUUCUGGAAUAAAUCCAAGUUU
This is a messenger RNA of Octodon degus (degu), 4184 nucleotides long. RefSeq names its product pleckstrin homology domain containing A2 (gene Plekha2). The transcript has 13 exons. NCBI's taxonomy places the organism in Eukaryota, Metazoa, Chordata, Mammalia, Rodentia, Octodontidae. Gene Ontology annotation, cellular component: cytoplasm; membrane. The record is from RefSeq and is a predicted model, not a curated record. Gene Ontology annotation, molecular function: PDZ domain binding. Bases 363 to 1640 code for a protein of 425 amino acids.